CUUCCUUCGUAUGCAUUUACUUCAAUUCCAUCCGCAUAAUGUUUAGCUUGUCGCUCCGACGGCUGCUUGGCACACGCAAUAAACGCAUUCUACUUUUUCUCUUGCUCCUCGUGUUAUUAGCAUUCAUAUAUCACAGUCACAGCCGCAACAACAGCGAAACCCUCGAAAACGAAACUGCUGCUCCUCCCCCCAACCCUUGGCUGAAAUUCGCCGACCAUCUACCUACCGAAGAAUACGACGCCCUCCUAACCGUCCGCGCCUCACGGCCCUCGCCCUGGACCUCACUCACCACGCCAAACUGGCAGGCUACUGAAGCCCAACAGCGAUCCCUCAACCGCAUAAUCCGCAACGCGCUGCAGCACCCCGAGGCAACGCAAGAAACAUGGCAAGCGCGGCAGGAUCGCGUUGUUGGCGCCACAAAGUAUGCGUGGGACGCGUAUCGACGCAACGCAUUCGGUUGCGACGAGUACCACCCGAUAUCGCGCACGGGCACGAACAACACCCGGCAGGGGGUUGGCUACUUUGUGGCCGAUGUUUUGGACACUUUGCUGCUCAUGGGUCUGGUGAAAGAGUACAACGAGGGGAGGAAUUUCCUGGUCCACCAUGUGUCGUAUGACCAGCCGGGCGUUGUGUCUCUGUUUGAGACCACUAUCAGGGUGUUGGGCGGCCUGUUGGCGGCUUUCCACUGGUCUGGAGAGUCCGACCACGGGCUGCUGGACCUGGCGACAGAUCUCGGCCUGCGCCUGGCCAAGUCCAUGAACACAUCGACGGGGAUUCCGCCCGAAACCGCCAUCCUGCGCUCCGACGGAAUGCCAUAUGCCUCCCUCAGCAGCACAGCCGAGGUAGCCACACUCCAGCUAGAGUUCCGGUACCUCUCGAAACUCACCCACCACACAGAGUUUCGCACUGCCGUUGAUCGCAUAAUGGACGUUCUCCUGCAGGCACCCAAGUACGACGGGCUGGUGCCCAUAUAUGUUAAUGCUCAGACAGGGCAGUUUGCUGGUGACGAUAUUCGGCUCGGAUCACGCGGGGAUAGCUACUAUGAGUACCUGCUGAAACAGUGGAUGCAGACUGGCCAAACUGAACCGCGGUACCGCGAGGAAUACGAUCGCGCCAUGGACGGUGUCAAGAAGUUUUUGGUGGAGGUCACACCGAUGCAGAACCUGACCUACAUCGGCGAACUCACUGGGCUUCUGUCGGGCACGCCGGUCUUUAAGCCCAAAAUGGAUCACCUGGUGUGCUUUUUGGGCGGUAAUCUUGCCCUGGGCGCAACCAAAGGAAAUACCCCUUUGGAUAUUUCGGCGCGAGACCGCGAGGACCUUAUACUUGCUCGCGAACUCACUGAGACCUGCGUCCGCAUGUAUCUCGACAUGCCCCUGGGGCUGUCGCCCGAAAUCGCACAUUUCCGCCAAUCCCCCGCCUCCCCCGAUGACCCCAAUCAAGGCGAUAUUUUGGUUCACCAGGCGGAUCGUCACAAUAUUCUGCGUCCAGAAACGAUCGAGUCAUUGCUUUUGCUGUGGCGCAUCACGGGAGAGGACAAGUGGAGGGAGUACGGGUGGGUGAUUUUUGAAAACUUUGAGAAAUGGGCAAAGAUGGAUAAUGGUGGUGGGUUUACUGGACUGAGAGAUGUCACAGAAGUGCCACCAAAAAGGGAGGACAAGAUGGAGACGUUUUUUGUGGCCGAGACAUUAAAGUACUUUUACUUGUUGUUUGGCAGUGCCGAUAAGGUGCCGCUUACAGAGUAUGUGUUUAAUACGGAGGCACACCCGUUACCUAUGUUUUCAUGGGAGUAAAAAAUAUAUAUUUAUUUUGCAAUGUAACAUAUAAUUACUCGUGUC
Messenger RNA from Kickxella alabastrina, 1838 nucleotides. Its product is annotated as glycoside hydrolase. The coding region runs from base 39 to 1793 and encodes 584 amino acids. Gene Ontology annotation, biological process: carbohydrate metabolic process; N-glycan processing. The transcript is spliced from 2 exons. Gene Ontology annotation, cellular component: membrane; endoplasmic reticulum. Lineage: Eukaryota; Fungi; Kickxellomycota; Kickxellomycetes; Kickxellales; Kickxellaceae. The record is from RefSeq and is a predicted model, not a curated record. Gene Ontology annotation, molecular function: calcium ion binding; mannosyl-oligosaccharide 1,2-alpha-mannosidase activity.